Molecule: messenger RNA, 2937 nt
Organism: Trichobilharzia szidati
Lineage: Eukaryota; Metazoa; Platyhelminthes; Trematoda; Strigeidida; Schistosomatidae
Source: the annotation of a GenBank genome assembly
AAUAGAGUGUUAUACUAUCAUAUAUACAGUAACUGGACUCAUCUAUGAAGGCAUAACCCAACACACAUGACUCUUUUUUGAUGAAUUACACCGUGGAAACCUUUUAAUCGUCUACUUACACACGCCAAUACAUACCUACAUACACACAAAUACACACACACACACGUAGAAAUGGAUGAUUUAGAAAUUUCCGAUGAUUUUGAAAGAUUCUGUCACAUAGCACAACGUUCGCCAAGAGAUAGUCUGGCGCCUAUAAUACAAAUUACAGAACCUUCAGCAUACCAUGGAAAUAUUAUUAAUAAUAAUAAUAAUAAUUUACCUCCAGGAGCUACAGACUACUUGUCUACACCGAAUAUGGAUUCAUUGAAACGUGCAUCAAGUUUUCGUGAGCCUAGACGUAGAAAAUCAAUUCAACCGAGUAGUUUCAGUGGUGAGAUCAGUGCGACUAGAUCACCGAUGAGAUUUAGUCAACAAUGGGAUAAUCCCAAUGAAAUGAUACAAUCAAGUUAUAGUUCUGGAUCACGACAACUACACAAACAGCAACAACAGCAGCAACAACAACAACCACGUCAAAGGUAUGCAAAUGAAACGAAUGAUUCAAGCGGUUUACGAGGGGGGGAUCCAUCAAGGUAUUGGCCAAAUCCAGAUUCAAAUCGUGAAUCGCCUGGAUCAUAUUCACAUUCCCCUGCAAUGUAUAGACCUGGAACAAUACGUGAUCGACCUGGUUCUAUGAAAGAGACAGGUAUCGGGAGGAUAAAAAAUCAUGAGAGACAUACCUCUAGACCAUCUGCUCCAACACUACAUCCAACAAAUUUUCCAGUUUUCCAGUAUUCACCAAGUCGACAUUCAAUAACUCAACCAGAUGAACAAAUGUUACGCGUUCGACGUUUCGAACGGAAUAAACACGGUGAAGUGAUAAGUAAAGGUGAUCGUGAUGUUCCACAGAUUGAAAUUUUCUCUUCAAGAAGUCCAUCAGGUGAUUCACGUGCAUCUAUAGCUUAUCCAAGAUCAAUUCCUGAGAGUGCUCGACGUCAGUCUGAUUCUUCUCUAAGUGAUGAAGUGAUUGAAAUUCCAGCGAUAACUACAACACUAGCUAACUCGCCUAGAGCUUCAAAUGACGGUCUACACAGAUACUAUGGUAAAAGGACAAGUAGUCCAGUGAGAGGAUUUAGACCAGAGACACGUUUACGAUCAAAAUCAUGGGCUCUUGUCUCUGAUAGUCCACCAGACAGUUUAUCGAAUAAACCUGAUUCCCCAUCUGGUGGUGAAAUACAACUAGAGGAUCGUUUACUUCAAGUUCAAGUGAUUGGAACUGCACGAGUUGGCAAAACAAGUAUGUGUAUGCAAUUUCAUACUUCAGAGUCAAUUGAAGAUCCAAGCGAUUCAGUUCAUGACGAGGAACAAUUGAAUCCGGUUCGAGUUGAAAUUAACAAUUUGAAAGCCAGUCUAAUAUUUAUGGAGACAGAUAUCAAUGCAGAUGAUGUCGACGAAGAAUUGAACGCUUUAAUCAUAGACACAGCAGAUGCUUAUCUUGUAAUUUAUGCAGUGGAUGAUCGAAGUUCAUUUUAUGCUGCACGUAAAAUUAUCGGUUUAUUGUUAAGUCAAUGUAAGCGGUCCAGCGCGAUUAUUUUGGCAGCAAAUAAAUCUGACUUGGUUAGAACACGUGUUGUAACUAGUGAAGAUGGUAAAAAUUUAGCUCAAAUCUAUUCGUGUAGUUUUCAUGAAAUAUCUACUACACUGAAUCAUCGUGUCAAUGAUUUAUUAGUCGGUAUACUCAUAGCUAUACACGAACAACAAAGAAAUGUUCAAAAGGAACGUGCACGCCUUGAUCGAAUGGCACAACAGAGAAAAUCUUCACAGAGUUCACCAAAGCAUAAAUCGUCAAUCACAGCGUUGAAAUCACCUGCUAACAGUGUAAUGAAAUUCUUUCGAAAACAUUUUACACCUAAAAAAAAUGAACAAAGUUUUGUUUAAAUAAUCAUUAUUAUAAUAAUAUUAGAGAAAAAAGUAUAUAUAUAUAUGCAUAGAUGAAUAGAACAUAUAUAUAUAUAUAUAUUCAUAAUAAAUAUGCGUAUUGAUUUUUAUUUUUAUUUGAUCCGUUCUGUGAUCACUUUGAUCGGAUUUUUCAAUUGUUUUUUCUCUUUCCUCUUCUUCUCGUUUUUUCUCCUCAAAAUAAUGCGUAUACUUCCUUCAACCACACACCCACCCCUCCGACUCAACCAUCCCUCAAAAACACAAACGCACACACGGAGUGAGAGAGGAAGAAUUAUGCCCAUGAAUAGUGUUCAUACUAAUAACAACUGUCCAUUACCUUACUUUGAAUUAUAAAUACUUGUAUAAUAUUUCUUAAUGAGUAAUAUGUUGCUAUACAUAGUUCAGACGUCAAACGGUUGGAGGUUACUGGGGGACGUACACAUAUAACUAUCAAUCCUAUUAAUGAUUGAGUUGAUCAACACUCACUCACUGACGACCUUUAUUCCACAUCACCUCAGAAAUAACUACACGCCUAAUGGUGCAGUGCAACUUUGUAGAUAUAUCUAAUUAAAGUUAUUAUUAAUAUUAUCACUAUUAUUAAUACCAGCUCUCUUUCCUUCAAUUUUAUUCUAAAUAACAAUUGCUUGGUUGAGUAACAUGGUGGAUUUUGUUCAUUGAACCGUUCUAUUUUUUUGGUUUUGUUUUUGGUGUGGGGAUAAUUUCAUGCAAUCUUGAAUUCGUCUCCUUCUCUAAUCUUUUUACUGGUUUUACUAUGUAUGCUAUACGACUAGACUGUUAAUAAUAUGAAAAUGACUAUUAAUAAAUACUAUUAUUUUUUAUUAUUAAUAAUAAUAAUGAUAUUAAUAUAACAAUAUUAAUCUUGAAAUUAUUGAUAUUGUCAGUGUGAUGAACGUGUUCACUCCCUAAAAGAGUAAAUUUCCUCUCCACCAUCUAAAAGUAUAU